This is a messenger RNA of Misgurnus anguillicaudatus (oriental weatherfish), 2744 nucleotides long. RefSeq lists its product as uncharacterized. NCBI's taxonomy places the organism in Eukaryota, Metazoa, Chordata, Actinopteri, Cypriniformes, Cobitidae. The record is from RefSeq and is a predicted model, not a curated record.
CAGUUUUAUUGCUCAGAAGACUUAAUAGAGUUCGCAGUUAUUUUCCAUUUAAGUAUUAACUUUGUCUCAGAUGUCUCUUUUAAAUUUAUAAAAAAUAAUGAGAUAAAUGGACAAUUGUCGACCUAUAGUAACAUAAUUGAAAUUUCUCUUUUGGUAUCAUGGCAAAUCUUAACACAGUGCAAGACCUUUUUGCCAUCCUAUGUGAGUGAUCUUUUUUCUGAAGAUCUCAAAAGUUAAAAGUCUCCAUUUAAUGUCAUAUCUGUCUACUAACAAAUAAGAUAUCAAUUAAAGAGACAUUAAAGAGUUUUCCUCCUUUUGGGACGAAAUGCUUUGCAUUUUUGUUGUCUCUCCUUUAGAAAUGAACAUCAGAGAAAAUGAGGUGCAUGAGGCUCCACCCACUUGAGUUCAACCUGCUCAGGUGCUCAAACAAUAAAAAGACUGUUCAGCCUGAUAAAGAGCUAUUUUCUUCUGAUUUUGACUCAGACUGCUGGAAAGGGAACACAUACUAAAGGAUUGUUCUUCUUCAAAGAUGAUGAAGAUUAUACCGAGACCCUCUGCCACCUUAGCUUUUGGUUGGCUUGUACUUUUUAUGGGUGUGAACUCUGUCAAUAUCUUUUCGGUGGAAUCCCUAAAUGAAAGUACAGUCAGCACAGCUUUAUACCCCAAAACUACAUUAAUCAUGGACCUCAGAAUCACUAACAGGAUUUAUAAUGACUCACUAAAUGACCAGGACUCAGAAGAGUAUAAAUCACUCAGGCAAGAAGUGGAGCAACUGUUCUUUGAUGUUUAUGGUCCCACAUCUCUGGCAUAUUUGGGAACAGACCAAAUGACAUUCAGAAAUGGAUCUGUUAUUGCCAGUGCUCAGAUGUUGUUUGGACGACUAUGAUCAAUCCAGUGCUCGAGAGAAGUUUCUUUUUGUCUAUGUAUAGACAAAUCCCAUCACCAGCACUAGAAAUUGACCUCGACCAUGUUGCAAGUCUGAACUCUGUUGAUGUCUUUGCGAUGGACUCCCCAAUAGAAAAUACAGUGGUCACAACUCCACAACCGAAAACAAAAUUUGACAUGGAAAUCAGAAUCACUAACCGGAUUUAUAAUAAUACACUGAAUGACCAGGACUCAGAAGAGUAUAUAUCACUCAGGCAAGAGGUGGAGCAACUGUUUUUUGAUGUUUACAGCCCCACUCCUCUGCUAUAUGUAGGCACAGACCAAAUAACGUUCAGAAAUGGGUCUGUCAUUGCCAGUGCUGAACUGCUGUUUGAGACAACCAUGAUCAAUCCGGUGCUUGAGAGAAGGCUGUUUUUAUCACGCUACAGAGACUUGACAUCCCCACAGCUAAGAAUCGACCCUGACUAUGUUGAAAAUCAACUCCCUCAACAACCAGUUGAAGAUGUGAACACCACCACUCCAACCACACCCCUUACGACCACUCCCUCCAUGACCACACCUCUCACCUCCACUCCAAACAUUACAACACAAACUACAAUUCCCACCAGCCACAGUACAUCCACUAUCCCUCCAACACACACCACUACCCUAACCUUCAGUACUGUUGUAGACAAUACCACAUAUACGCUUCACUCCACCUCUGGGGACAAUACCACAUAUAUGCUUCACUCCACAUCUAUAAACUCAACCUCAACACCCCUUAACAACACAAUGCACCCUAGCACUAAUGAAACCCAGUCACCAGAGAACAUGGACAUCACUGGCGGUGCAAUCACUGCAGCCCCCAACGACACCAACACCACCAGCAGCAGCACACCCAAUGACACAAUGUCAACGUCAAUCCACAACACGAUCAAUAGUAUAUCCACAGUCAGCUCUAGUAUCUCGACUGUCAGCUCCAUUUUAACAGAUUCACCUACUAAAGCUGCUACCGUGGUUCCUGACUGGGGCAUCGCUCUGUUAGUGUUGGCGGCCAUAAGUCUCCUACUUCUCAUCAUUCUUCUGAUCAUUCUGCUGGUGAUGUGCUGCUGUAAGAAGAACCGAAGAACUUUUGUGAAAGAAUCAGAAGCGAUAACUCCAACCAUGUACUUCAAUCCAGACAUCCCCAUGUACUCAACACACAGCAUCAUUGAUUCAGCCAAUGGCAAACAAGCGGACGUCAGAGAAAAACCUCCAGCAAAUCGGACAGGAAUGUACGUGGUGAACAAGUAAAGGACACUGGAGACCUGACCCACCCCACCUCUACUCCAAUGUGUGAUAAGCAAGGCAUAACUGCGAAAAUCUCUAAAGGACGAUCUAUGACCAGGGAUAUGACUUUUCAUGCAAUUUUAUUACACUUAGGCCUACUAGAAAUUAUUUUCUUACAACUUUGAACAAAACCUCAGUUUACUUUGUUACUGUAUACGUUUAUUGUUGUUGUUUUAAAUGGAUGAAUGAUAGAUGUGUGCUGUAUUAUUAAUAGUUUAGCGAAAUUAAAAUGAUUUCCGAAUUGCAAUGGACGUAUAGUUUUAAAAAAGCCAUUUUGUUGUUCAAUAAAAUCAUGUGAAAAAAUACUGUAUGAAUUAGUUCAAAGCAAAAUUGAAGUAUGUAAUUCAUUCAAAUUCUGUAUGUAGAAAACAAAUGUUACAUUUACACUACAGAUUCACAGGUACUGAAUCCAAUGUAGAAUAACACUAUGAAUUUACUGUAGUAUCCAGAAUAAAGAAUUUAAACUAUCUUAACUUUCUGAUAUUUUCUAAAAGUCUCUGUAUUGUAUUCAAUAGUUAUAAUAUUGUUGUCAAUAAAUUCUGUAAAUUUUU